Molecule: messenger RNA, 449 nt
Organism: Paramecium pentaurelia
Lineage: Eukaryota; Ciliophora; Oligohymenophorea; Peniculida; Parameciidae
Source: the annotation of a GenBank genome assembly
AAUGGACUCAGGAGGAGCUAAUACCUUUGUAGUUGAACCAAAGGAUGAGGAAAAGUAAAAAUUAUAUAAAAUUGAUUUAGAUUUUAUCCAUCAAAAGUUAGAAAAGUUAUUUAAGAGAUCAUGGAUGACAAAUUAAAAAGCGAAACUUAUGAUGCAAACAAUACACCUAUACUUGCAGAAGAACUAGUAAAGAGAAUAAGAAGUAAAAUUAGAGAUUGUAAGAAGAUUCAAGUUAUAUAUAGCUAUCAAAAUGCCAAGAUUUAAAAUUGCUGUUUAAGUAGUAAUUGGAGAGGUUAAAGGAUAGGGAUGUCAAGUUACAUCAAAGAAUCUUUGGGAUCCUACUUGGGAUAAUUAUGUUUCUCAUAUCUUUUAGAAUGUAAUCUGAAAUUAAAUUAAUAAGGAAACAAUUUAUGGAGUGGCAAUUGUUUUUGGUGUCUAUUAUGAAUGAG